Pelobates fuscus (common spadefoot toad) is the source of this 3236-nucleotide messenger RNA. It is a transcript of the gene COL21A1, whose product is annotated as collagen type XXI alpha 1 chain. The record is from RefSeq and is a predicted model, not a curated record. NCBI's taxonomy places the organism in Eukaryota, Metazoa, Chordata, Amphibia, Anura, Pelobatidae. The coding region runs from base 163 to 3036 and encodes 957 amino acids. The transcript has 30 exons.
GUGAGAUGUGUAGAGCAGCCUGAGUUAAACUAGUGAAAGGCAAGCUCAUGAAAUUCGGAGGGUAGAAUCUUCUUUACUUUCAAGAAAAAACAGCUGGCAGUAACUGAAAACUAAAGCAACCUUAUUCCUCCCAUAAAUCAAGUUCCCAGAUUUUGUUCAUAGAUGGCAUGGAUUAAAUGCAAACUUUAUUUAUUUUUGGUGCUACUAGUUCCUUAUUGUAUGUCACAAGAAGAUGCUGAAACAAGAUCAAGCUGCAGAACAGCUCCAAAUGACUUGGUUUUCAUCCUAGAUGGCUCAUGGAGUGUGGAUCCAGAAAACUUUGAAAUUCUCAAAAAAUGGGUGGUUAAUAUCACAAGCAACUUUGAUAUAGGUCCAAAAUAUACUCAAAUUGGAGUGGUUCAAUACAGUGACUAUCCUGUCCUUGAAAUUCCUCUUGGACACCAUGCUUUCAGCGAGGACCUUAUCAAAAAAAUGGAGGCUAUUCAAUAUUUGGGUGGAAAUACAAGGACAGGAAAUGCCAUUCAGUUUGCCAUUGAUAAUCUGUUUGCUAGGUCACUUCGACCUUUAACCAAAAUUGCAAUCGUUCUUACUGAUGGCAAAUCACAAGAUGAUGUUAAAGAAAUCGCAGAAGAAGCAAGAAGAAAUAAAAUCACGCUUUUUGCUAUUGGCGUGGGCUCUGAAAUUGAAGAAAGUGAACUUAGAGCGAUUGCCAACAAGCCUUCUUCCACUUAUGUGUUUUACGUAGAGGAUUACAUAGCAAUAUCCAGAAUACGAGAAGUUAUGAAGCAAAAACUGUGUGAAGAAUCUGUUUGUCCAACAAGAAUCCCAGUUGCAGCUCGAGAUGAAAAGGGGUUUGAUAUACUUUUAGGACUGGGAAUGAAUAAGAAAAAUGCCAAGAGAAUUGAGGGUUCCACCCCGAGAACUAAAGCUUAUGAAGUAACAUCCCAAAUUGACCUAACUGAAUUUACAAGGAAUGUUUUUCCAGAGGGCCUUCCUCCUUCAUAUUUGUUCGUUUCUACUCAGAGGUUUAAAAUCAAGAAAAAGUGGGACUUGUGGAGAAUAUUAGCCCUUGAUGGCUCAAUUCAAACAGCGGUUUCAUUAAAUGGAGAAGACAGAACAUUAUCAUUCACUACAACAAGUCAAAUAAAUGAUACCCAGGUUGUCACAUUUAAAAAACCUGGUGUUAAGAAAUUGUUUGAUGAAGGAUGGCAUCAAAUACGAAUAUUGGUAACAGAAGCUGAUGCAAUAUUGUUUGUGGAUGACGAAGAAAUUGAGGCAAAAAAAUUACUUCCUGUAAUAGGAAUCUACAUUAGCGGGAAAACCCAAAUUGGGAAGUAUACUGGCAGAGCGGAAAAUGCUCAGUUCAACAUUCAAAAGCUGAGAAUAUAUUGUGAUCCAGAGCAAAAUAAAAGGGAGACUGCGUGUGAGAUCCCUGGAAAGAAUGGAGAGUGUUUAAAUGGUCCAAGUGAUGUUGGCUCUACACCUGCUCCAUGUAUUUGUCCUCCUGGGGAAAAAGGACCUGCUGGCCCUAAAGGAGAACCUGGAGCAUCUGGAAAUCACGGCUCUCCUGGACAACCUGGUCCAGAUGGUAAGCCUGGGAGACUGGGAACGCCUGGAAACCCUGGAAUUCCUGGUUCACCAGGAGUAGAGGGUCCUCGUGGCUUGCCAGGCUUAAAGGGUAACCCUGGUCAGGAAGGUGAUAAGGGGGAACGUGGAAUUCCUGGAUUUCCAGGACUACAUGGACAAAUGGGAUCAAAGGGUGAACGAGGACCAAAAGGAGAUAAAGGUGUUGCAGGAAUUGAUGGCAAAAAGGGCACAAAAGGAGACAAAGGAAGUACAGGGGCAUUUGGAAAACCAGGGAGACCUGGAGAGUCGGGAAUAGAUGGGAAGGAUGGCAUGCCGGGGUACCCUGGUUCAAAGGGAGAUGAAGGGAAAACAGGUCCUCCGGGAAUGGAAGGUCAUCGGGGCAUACCAGGAAUACCAGGCAUUCCUGGAAAUGAAGGUCCCAGUGGAAUAAAGGGUGAAACAGGAUCUCAAGGUGAACCUGGGGCCAGAGGUCCUCCUGGGAUUCCGGGAGUAGCAGGAGCAGAAGGUUUAUCUGGUUCUCCUGGAACACCAGGACUUAAGGGAAAUAAAGGUGAUCCAGGAAUACCAGGCAAAGCAGGAUAUACGGGAGCAAGGGGAGAAAAGGGUGAAACAGGGCCAACAGGUCCUCAAGGAUACACAGGUAUGCCAGGAGCCAUGGGCAAAAAGGGUGAUAAAGGAAGUUCGGGUGAAAGAGGUUUUCAGGGUCAGAAAGGGGAUCGUGGAUCUUUAGGUGUUCCUGGAUUAAAGGGAGAACUUGGAGCAAUGGGCCCCAGAGGAGAGAAAGGAGAAAUGGGAGAGACAGGGCAACGAGGCUCUAAUGGACAAAAAGGAGAACCUGGCAAUAUGGGGUUAGUUGGUGCACCUGGUCCAAGAGGUUUUAAUGGUGACAGAGGACUGCCUGGACAACCAGGACAAGAAGGACGGCCGGGUAGAGAAUACUCUGAAGCAUUCAUAAGACAAAUUUGCCUAGAUUUUGUAAAAGCUCAGCUGCCAUCUCUACUACAUAGUGAAAGACUACAGAAUUGUUAUCACUGUAAAGCUCAGAAAGGAUCCCAUGGUAUACCUGGACCUCCAGGGCCAAUAGGUCAUGAAGGUCCAGCUGGCCAACCUGGAACACCUGGAAGAAAUGGUUUUCCUGGACUUGUGGGACAUCCAGGACGUCCAGGCUUACCUGGACCUAAAGGACUCCCUGGGAAACCUGGUGCAAAAGGAAAUAAAGGAGAUGGGAAUCCUGGAAUUCAGGGUCCACCAGGAAUACCAGGGCCCAUGGGACCACCUGGAAUCGGCAAAGAAGGGCAAUCUGGACAACAAGGUUUGCCUGGUAGAGACGGAGAACGUGGCAUGCCUGGAGCAAAAGGUCCACCUGGAGAGACAGGAAUUUGUGACCCAUCUUUAUGUUUUAGUGCAAUUGUGGGAAGAGAUCCAUUUAGAAAAGGACCAAACUAUUAAAAUAUCAUUAUUAUGAGGAGCAUGAGAUAACAGUCUUUGCCUUUUUCCGUCUUUCUUGUCUCAGGAAGAUUAUUCAUUGUCAGUGUAAUAGGAACACAAGUACCUCUUUUUAUUUGUAAAUUAAGUAUUAUUGACUUUAGAAAGACUAUUGACAAUCAUUAAAUUGGACAUUUGAAAAAAAUCUUAUAUCCUCAAUAAUG